Molecule: messenger RNA, 3020 nt
Organism: Strongylocentrotus purpuratus (purple sea urchin)
Lineage: Eukaryota; Metazoa; Echinodermata; Echinoidea; Camarodonta; Strongylocentrotidae
Exons: 11
Coding region: 284-1699 (471 amino acids)
Biological process (GO): transmembrane transport
Molecular function (GO): transmembrane transporter activity
Source: RefSeq, a predicted model, not a curated record
GUUCAUAGAUGAACGAUUGUAAUGCGUGAAUAACAGUAACUGUUCAACCCUUUUCGCAGCAUUUUUAGCCAACUUGUCUUUAUCUUCAUGACUUGUGAGGAGAAACCCGUGUAAUUGGAAGUGCGAUGUCUUCUCAUGAGUCGAGAUGGCGUGGAUGGGCUAGUAUAUUUGGCGGAGUUCUCAUCAACUUAACCACCGGGACUGUCUAUACCUUUGGAAACAUGACGCCAUACGUCGUGUCAUACAUACGUAAACACGGAGAGAAAAGGACCUGACGUACCAGAUGGUCAUCUUGUGUACUAGCCUCCUGUUUGCCAUGGAUAGUUUAGGUAUCGUAGUAGGAACAUGGAUGGAGAAAAAAUAUGGAGUAAGAAAAACGAUUCUUUGCGGGUCUCUUUUCUGCUGGAUUGGAUUGGCAGCAUCAUUUUGGGUUAUCCGCAUCUCUUUUUAUCUCUUUCUCUUCACCUAUGCGUGUUUAUUUGGUUUAUCGAAUGGUUGUGUAUAUAUUCCUACUGUGAUCUCUGGAAUGAAGUGGUUCCCGAGGAGGCGUGGCUUAGUCGCUGGUACCCUCCUGGGUUUCUGUGGAAUUGGGAGCGUCGCCUCAAAUUUCAUUCAGACUCUCUUUAUCAAUCCCAACAACCUCGCUCCCAACGAAGUCCGGACGGUAGGAGGAAGGGAAGAAAUAUAUUUCACGCAGGACUCGGUUCUGAACCGGACACCAGGUGCGUUCCUACUACAAGCCGGAUUGUGCGCCAUUCUGCAGAUAACCGGUCUGUUGCUUAGCUGCGAGCCCCCUGAUUAUAAUCUAGAUAAGGAGAUGCAAACUCUUCUAGACAAGAAAGAAAAAACGACAUCUUCAGUUGGUGAGGAUACGGGUGAUUCCAUCAAAAAGGAAUCGUCGCCCGACAUGGAAAUGAAAUCCUUGGUCACAAAACGGAAAGAUCACCGUACACGAAACACUCCUCCAUUACCCUCCGACGAGAUUUUAUUAGAAACAGAUGGUCACAACGGCCGCCCUACCCGCACCCUUCAAGAGGGUGUGGUCGCCGGAGAGGGGCGGGAAACCACCUCCAAGAACGGGGAUCCAUUGUGGUCCGGUCUCUCGCUUGAUGUAGGCCAAGUGAUCAGACGGCCCUAUAUCUGGCUAUUUAUGGCGAUGCAGGCGUCCUGUGUGUUAACUGGAGUGGCUUUCCUUGGCAGCUACAAGGCAUUUGGUAUAGGUUUUAUCCGGGAUGAUGUAGUCCUUGCUACUAUCGGUUCCACAGGUUCCAUCUUUAAUUUCCUGGGCCAUUUCUUGACAGGCGUCAUCAUCGAUCAUGUUUCAAUCAAGGUUACCUCCAUUAUACUAUGUGGUGUCACGUCAGCUUCGCUUUUUCUUGCCCCAGCCACAUCUCUAGGAGGGGGAGUGGCACCCUUCCUGAUAGUGGUCUGUGUUGUACUAUUCGCAUUAGGAGGAGCAUACUCCGUACAACCAGUACUAGCUAUAAGGGCAUACGGGGAAGAACACUUUGCCGGCAACUUUAUUUUAACUACAAUGCUGGGUUUUUUUCUGCCAAAUAUCCUUGCGAUUCUUGUGACAAUUCUUCAGAAAUUUUUGUCCUGGACAACAAUAUUCAUCUUUUAUGGAUUAGUACCCGGACUCGCUAUGUUCGCCGGCAUGUUCAUGAACUUGAAGAAUCAACUGGGCCAGGACAUCUGACGGACCGACUGCAAUCAACAUGGACCCAAUGCCGCUGAGGGCCUCGGAACUAAUAUGUAUAUAUAAUAUAUAUAUAUAUAUAGAGAGAGAGAGAGAGAGAGGGAGAGAGAGAGAGAGAGAGAGAGAGAGGAGAGGGGUGUCAACCCUUCUUUGGGAACUGAACGAAUAUACGCACAUGUACCCACGCCGCCUAUAAUAAUGUGCAUUUGUACAUUUAUUUAAUUAAUCACAUAUGAAUAAAUUUGAUAUUUUAAGACUAAAUUACAAACAGUCAAUCGAAAGUUGGGAUAAAUCGUGAAUGCCACCAAUGAAUUAGAAUGCUUAAAGUACACCGUCGCGACAUCAGAAAAUCGUUGCGCCAAAUCGAAUGACCAAAUAGUGAAAGAAGCACAUUGUUAAUUAAUUUGAAUGAAUCAUACAUAGAUUCUCACGGAAACUUCAUAGAUUUGAAAACUAGAACAAGGAAUAUAAACCCAAGGUUUACCUGACAGGACACUAAAUACUGACAGCACUAAAACCAUCGAAUUUGAAAGCAAGACAAAUUCAUUUUAAUGACAAACUCGCGAAUUUGACCGGGUAAUCCUAUAUUAUGCUUCAAUUUAGUGUAAUGUUUAGAAAUAUUGUAUUUUUGAAAGUAAUCCAAAAUCGCAAUUAUCAAAGGCUCUUCAAUGUUGCACUCCGUGAUUUUAACAGAUAUACACAUGAUUAUAUAUGUUUUUUUCUUAAUGUUAAGUGAAUGUUUAUGAAAUAUGUAUUCAAAUCCUCUAAUAACGUUAAUAUUGUUGUUGAAUGUGUUUAUAAUCAUGUUAAUAAAUCUUUUUAUUGUUGUUUAUGUUGAACUUGAGAGAGAAAAAAACAACAAAAAAUUAUAUAUAAAGUGAGUUUUCUGCUACAAACAAACAAAACUUUAAUUUCCCUGAUUAUCUGUAGUUACCAAUGAUCCAAUGAAAACAAUGAAUGGGUUACUCGUUUGUGCAUCAGUUCGAAUCUUCUAAAGAGUGCUUGAACCUGAAACCUAACUUUCAUCCGAUAAAAUGACAUGUACCGUGCACUAUUGUCUAAAACCAAAUUUGACACAUCAAGUGUUGAAGAUCUCUCUGAGAGACAGGAAAGUGUUUUAUUAUUUUAGUUUCAAACGAAUUAUUGUUUUUGUGAUAUCAUAAGGUUUAUUAAUGUUUACACACUAGUUAAAUACAGCGAUGACGCUGAACAGAUUAUAUAUACUAUUCUUAUUCACCUCCCUAUCUUUUCCUUGUUCGCACCCAUUACAUGUAAUUCUCAGUUAGUAAAUUCUGAAUGGUGAUAUAUCUAGAUGUAAGAA